This is a messenger RNA of Sapajus apella (tufted capuchin), 3031 nucleotides long. It is a transcript of the gene G6PC1, whose product is annotated as glucose-6-phosphatase catalytic subunit. Gene Ontology annotation, cellular component: membrane. The record is from RefSeq and is a predicted model, not a curated record. The transcript is spliced from 5 exons. Lineage: Eukaryota; Metazoa; Chordata; Mammalia; Primates; Cebidae. Bases 69 to 1148 code for a protein of 359 amino acids. Gene Ontology annotation, molecular function: glucose-6-phosphatase activity. Gene Ontology annotation, biological process: gluconeogenesis; glucose 6-phosphate metabolic process.
GAGCAAUCACCACCAAGCCUGGAAACAGUGCAAGGGCUCUGCUGACGGCUUCCUGAGGUGCCAAGGAAAUGAGGAUGGAGGAAGGAAUGAAUGUUCUCCAUGACUUUGGGAUCCAGUCAACACGCUACCUCCAGGUGAAUUACCAAGACUCCCAGGACUGGUUCAUCUUGGUGUCUGUGAUCGCAGACCUCAGGAAUGCCUUCUAUGUCCUCUUCCCCAUCUGGUUCCAUCUUCAAGAAGCUGUGGGCAUUAAACUCCUCUGGGUAGCUGUGAUUGGAGACUGGCUCAACCUCGUCUUUAAGUGGAUUCUCUUCGGUCAGCGUCCAUACUGGUGGGUUUUGGACACUGACUACUACAGCAACACCUCCGUGCCGCUGAUAAAGCAGUUCCCUGUCACCUGUGAGACUGGACCAGGGAGCCCCUCUGGCCAUGCCAUGGGUACAGCAGGUGUAUACUACGUGAUGGUCACAUCUAUUCUCUCCAUCUUCCGGGGAAAGAAAAAGCUGACCUACAGAUUUCGGUGCCUGAAUGUCAUAUUGUGGUUGGGAUUCUGGGCCGUGCAGCUGAACGUCUGUCUGUCACGAAUCUACCUUGCUGCUCAUUUUCCUCAUCAAGUUGUCGCCGGAGUCCUGUCAGGAAUUGCUGUUGCAGAAACUUUCAGCCACAUCCAUGGCAUCUAUAAUGCCAGCCUCAAGAAAUAUUUCCUCACCACCUUCUUCCUGUUGAGCUUCGCCAUUGGAUUUUAUCUGCUGCUCAAGGGGCUGGGUGUAGACCUCCUGUGGACUAUACAGAAAGCCCAGAGGUGGUGUGAGCGGCCAGAAUGGAUCCACAUCGACACCACGCCCUUUGCCAGCCUCCUCAAGAAUGUGGGCACGCUCUUUGGCCUGGGGCUGGCUCUCAACUCCAGCAUGUACAGGGAGAGCUGCAAGGGCAAACUCAGCAAGUGGCUCCCAUUCCGCCUCAGCUGCAUUGCAGCCUCACUCAUCCUCCUGCACCUCUUUGACUCCUUGAAGCCCCCCGCCCAAGUUGAGCUGGUCUUCUACAUCUUGUCCUUCUGCAAGAGCGCAGCAGUGCCCCUGGCAUCCGUCAGUGUCAUCCCCUACUGCCUCGCCCAGGUCCUGGGCCAGCCGCACAAGAAGUCUUUGUAAGGGAUGUGGAGUCUUCAGUAUUUAAAGUCAACAACUGUGCCAGGGAUUGAGGGGAACUAGUAUCUGAAGCAAUGGCCACCAGUGUUUGGACCAAGUGACAUGCCAUCCAUUCUGCCAUUGUGGAAUUAAAUCACAGAUGGCAGAUUGGAGGGUCACCUGGCUUAUUCCAAUGUGUGACUCCAGCCUCUUUCAGAUGGAAGUGCCAUAUAACAUACGCUCUCCCACCACAUGUGAGUUUCCCGCCAGGCCGCCAGGGGUCCUCCCCUCUCUAGUUGAAUACUCUCAGAGGUGGGGAGCUCACUCCCACUGGAACAGCCCAUUUCAUCUUUGAAUGGUCUUCUGCCAGCCCAUGUUGAGGCCAGAGGUGCUGUCAGCCCAGGUGGUCCUCUCCCCCUUUUACAAUUCUAAUCAUAUUGGUGUUGAAAAGCUAAUGAAGCUAUUGAGAAAGACUCCAUACUAGAAGUUGGGUUGUUCUGGAUUUUCCCUUGUUCUUUUGUCAGAUAUACAAAAGCAAGACUUCCAGGUAGGGCCAGCUCAUAAGCCCAGGCUGGAGUUCCUAAACGAGAAUUUUCUACCUGUGCUCAUCUUUACCAAGACAAGGAGAAAGGAGCACUGAAGCUGACAGGAAAAAGAAGACGGUAUAAGGAGGAGUGUUUAGUAUGUGGUGUAUCAGGCAAAUGCUAUGCUAAGCCAUGUCUAAAUGGCUUUAAUUAUAUAAUAAUGCACUCUCAGUAACGGGGUGCAGCUGAAGUAUAAUUAAUAGGUGGUUGGUGAGGUCAUUCUGCUUCUAGUAUUUUUUUACUGUGUAUACAUGGUCAUCGUAUUUCCCUGGAUUUCUGAAUGGCUGGAGUGACCCAGACAUUGUACUAGAUCAGAACAUUCAUGUAUAGCUGACAUCUCCUCUAUCACAUCACAUAUUCCUCCUUACAAGCCCAGCCCUGCUUUUCACAGAUUUUUCUACUGGCUCCACAUCCACCCUGCUGGAUCUUUGGAUGGCUAGAGGGCGACUCUGGUGGUGCUUUUGUAUGUUUCGAUUCAACUCUGAAAUCUUGGGCAAAAUGACAAGGAGAGGGCCAGGAUUCCUCUCUCAGAAGGUCACUCCAGUAUAGAGGGUAAAUAUGACUCCUUUCUCUAUUGCAAGCCAACCAAGAGCACAUUCUUAGAGGAAAAGUCAACGCCUUCUCUCUCUCUCUUUUUUUUUUUUUUUUUUUGAGACAGGGUCUCACUAUGUUGCUCAGGCUGCUCUGAACCCCUGGCUCAAGCGAUCCUCCCACCAUACUAUAGCCUCCUGCGUAGCUGGGACUGCAGGUGCAAGCCGCUAUGCCUAGCUAGCCAGCUCCUUCUUGCCUGUUUGUCUUUUCUUUCCUUUUUCUGAGAGGGAGUCUCACUCUAUCACCCAGGCUGGAGUGCAGUGGCACGAUCUUGGCUCAAGGCAACCUCUUCCUCCCAAUUCAAGCGAUUCUCAUGCCUCAGCCUCCCCAGUAGCUGGAACUACCAAUGUGCACCACCAUGCCAGGCUAAUUUUUAUAUUUUUAGUAUAGAUGGGAUUUUGUCAUGUUGGCCAGGCUGGUCUCAAACUCCUGACCUCAAGUGAUCUGCCCGCCUCGGGCCCCACAGGGUGCUAGGAUUACAGGCGUGAGCCACUGCACCUGGCCCUCCUUGCCUGUUUUUCAAUCUCAGCUGAUUUGCAGAGUAUCCUCAAAAAAAAAAAAAAAAAAAAAAAAAGAAAAAGGAAGCAUAUUUAUUUGAAAGUCCUUGUUUUUGCUACUAAUUAUAUAGUAUACCAUACAUUAUCAUUCAAAACAACCAUCCUGCUCAUAACAUCUUUGAAAAGAAAAAUACCUAUGUGCAGUAUUUUAUUAAAGCAACAUUUUAUUUAAGAA